CUAUCGGACUACAAGCAUACGAGCACCGGGCGGAGGAUGGACAGAGGCUCAGCUGUGUAGCCGGACAGACAGUCUCUGUGCUCGGACAGGAAACCAUUGCCGUGGCCGGUCCUCUCGCAGCAGGGCUGGAUGCUGGAGGACACCGGGAGCAGCUGUUAGUGAGUGAUUGACGGGGCAGAACAUGGCUUCUUCUCCGGUCACACCAGCAUCGCUCGAAGGAGGGACACCUUCACCCACCGGGAAUGAGGAGCCCGCUACAACCCGACAGUCGGACAGCAACACCAGUUUCCUGCGAGCGGCGAGGGCAGGGAACAUCGACAAGGUUUUGGAAUAUCUGAAAGGGGGAGUGGACAUCAGCACCUGCAAUCAGAAUGGUCUUAAUGCACUGCACCUGGCAGCCAAGGAGGGCCAUGUGGAUCUGGUCCAGGAGCUGCUGGAUAGAGGUGCAGCAGUGGAUUCAGCCACAAAGAAAGGGAACACAGCACUUCACAUAUCCUCUCUAGCUGGUCAGGUGGAAGUCGUGAAGAUCCUGGUCAAACGAGGAGCUGACAUCAACUCACAGUCUCAGAAUGGAUUCACUCCUUUGUACAUGGCUGCCCAGGAGAAUCAUUUGGAUGUGGUGCGAUACCUUCUGGAGAAUGGAGGCAACCAGAGCACUGCUACAGAGGAUGGCUUCACCCCUCUAGCCAUUGCCCUCCAGCAGGGUCACAACCAGGUAGUUUCUAUCUUACUGGAGAACGAUACUAAAGGCAAGGUCCGCCUUCCUGCCUUGCACAUUGCUGCCCGCAAGGAUGACACCAAGUCAGCUGCCCUGCUCCUCCAGAACGACCACAAUGCUGACGUCCAGUCGAAGAGUGGAUUCACACCCCUGCAUAUCGCUGCCCACUAUGGCAACGUCAAUGUGGCCACCCUCCUGCUGAACCGAGGGGCAGCAGUCGACUUCACAGCGAGGAAUGGGAUUACUCCUCUACAUGUGGCGUCCAAGCGUGGCAACACUAACAUGGUUGGUCUGCUACUGGACCGAGCCUCUCAGAUUGAUGCUAAAACAAGGGAUGGUCUGACUCCCCUUCACUGCGCGGCUCGGAGUGGACAUGAUACAUCUGUGGAGCUGCUGCUGGAGAGAGGAGCACCCUUGCUGGCCAGGACCAAGAAUGGGCUGUCUCCUCUUCACAUGGCGGCACAAGGCGACCACGUCGAAUGCGUCAAACACCUUCUGCAGCACAAGGCUCCUGUUGAUGAUGUCACGUUGGACUACCUGACAGCGUUACAUGUUGCAGCUCACUGUGGUCACUACAGAGUCACUAAACUGCUGCUGGACAAGAGGGCCAACCCCAACGCCAGGGCACUGAAUGGCUUCACCCCGCUGCACAUAGCCUGCAAGAAAAACCGAGUGAAAGUGAUGGAGCUGCUGGUCAAAUAUGGAGCCUCUAUCCAGGCCAUUACUGAGUCUGGUUUGACUCCCAUCCACGUAGCAGCCUUCAUGGGUCACCUGAACAUCGUCCUGCUGCUGCUGCAGAACGGAGCCUCGCCUGACGUCAGCAAUAUCCGUGGCGAAACUGCGUUACACAUGGCAGCCAGGGCAGGUCAGGUGGAGGUGGUCAGAUGUCUGCUGAGGAACGGAGCAAUGGUGGACGCCAGGGCACGGGAGGACCAGACUCCCCUCCACAUUGCGUCCCGUCUGGGAAAAACAGAAAUUGUGCAGCUGCUGCUACAACACAUGGCCCAUCCUGAUGCUGCCACAACCAACGGCUACACCCCCCUCCACAUCUCUGCCAGGGAGGGGCAGGUGGAGACAGCCUCUGUCCUGCUAGAGGCCGGAGCGUCACAUUCACUGGCUACCAAGAAAGGUUUUACUCCCCUGCAUGUGGCCUCCAAGUACGGAAGCCUAGAUGUAGCCAAACUUCUGCUCCAGCGUCAUGCUCCACCUGAUUCUGCUGGGAAGAACGGCCUCACCCCGCUCCAUGUCGCAGCACAUUACGAUAACCAGAAGGUGGCACUCCUGCUUUUGGACAAAGGAGCGUCCCCCCACACCAUGGCUAAGAAUGGCUACACUCCUCUCCACAUCGCGGCUAAGAAGAACCAGAUGGAUAUCGCCACAGUGCUGCUGCAGUACGGAGCCGAAACCAACAUCCUGACAAAGCAGGGUGUCACGCCGCUCCAUCUGGCCUCCCAGGAGGGCCACGCAGACAUGGCUGCCCUGCUCAUGAGCAAGGGAGCCCAGAUCAACAUCCAAACUAAGAGUGGCCUGACUGCCCUCCAUCUGGCAGCCCAGGAGGAUAAAGUGGCUGUUGCCGAGAUCCUAGCCAGAAACGGAGCCAACCUCGACCAGCAGACCAAAUUGGGAUACACCCCGCUCAUUGUGGCAUGUCACUACGGUAACGCCAAGAUGGUCAGCUUCCUGCUUCAGAAUGGAGCCAGUGUCAACGCCAAGACCAAGAAUGGAUACACUCCCCUUCACCAGGCAGCCCAGCAAGGAAACACACACAUCAUUAACGUGCUGCUGCAAAACGGUGCCAAGCCCAACGCUAUCACUGUGAAUGGUAACACAGCUCUGGGUAUUGCUCGGAGGCUGGGCUACAUCUCUGUGGUGGACACGCUGAGGGUUGUCACUGAAGAGAUCAUUACCACCACAACGACGGUGACAGAGAAACACAAGCUGAACGUGCCAGAGACCAUGACUGAAGUGCUGGAUGUCUCGGAUGAAGAGGGCGAUGACACGAUGACAGGUGACGGAGGGGAGUAUCUGAGGGCCGAGGACCUGAGGGAGCUGGGAGACGACUCCCUGCCGGGACAGUAUCUGGAUGGAAUGAACUACCUCCGCUUCAGCCUGGAGGGAGGACGCACUGACAGUUGUGACAGGUCCUUCACACCCACCCACCACAGCUACUACUCCCCUAAACAUGAAGGCAUGAUGGAUGAGAUGCUGAGCUGUCACCAGGUUUCAUCACUUGCCAGGGAGAAUGAGAGGGAUUCGUACCGUCUGAGUUGGGGCACAGAGAACCUGGACAAUGUGGCUUUAUCCUCCAGCCCCAUUCACUCUGGUUUCCUGGUCAGCUUCAUGGUGGAUGCCAGGGGCGGAGCCAUGCGUGGUUGUCGGCACAACGGUCUACGCAUCAUUAUCCCGCCCAGGAACUGCAGCGCGCCCACACGGGUGACGUGCCGACUGGUGAAGAGGCACCGUCUGGCCACCAUGCCGCCGAUGGUUGAGGGCGAGGGCCUGGCCAGCAGGGUCAUCGAGGUGGGGCCGUCUGGAGCCCAGUUCCUCGGUCCUGUGAUUGUGGAAAUCCCCCACUUUGCUGCCUUGCGGGGGAAAGAGAGGGAGCUGGUGAUCCUGAGAAGUGAGACUGGAGAGAGCUGGAAGGAGCAUCACUGUGAACACACCCAAGAGGAACUCAACCAGAUACUCAACGGCAUGGAUGAGGAGCUGGACACACCAGAGGAGCUAGAGAGGAAGCGCAUUUGCCGUAUCAUCACUAGGGACUUCCCACAAUACUUUGCGGUGGUGUCGCGCAUCAAACAAGACAGUAAUCUCAUUGGUCCCGAAGGAGGCAUCCUGAGCAGCACAGUUGUCCCCCAAGUACAAGCAGUUUUUCCUGAGGGGGCCCUCACCAAGAGGAUCAGGGUCGGACUGCAGGCCCAGCCAGUCAGUAUGGAUGCAGUGAGGAAGAUCCUGGGGAACAAGGCCAUGUUCAGCCCCAUCGUCACCCUGGAGCCCCGCAGGAGGAAGUUCCAUAAACCCAUCACCAUGACCAUCCCUGUCCCCAAAAGCAACUCCGACUCGGUCCUCAAUGGAUUUGGAGGGGACACCCCCACCUUGCGACUGCUCUGUAGUAUCACCGGUGGAACGACGCCUGCUCAGUGGGAGGACAUAACAGGAACCACUCCGUUAACAUUCAUCAAUGACUGUGUCUCCUUCACCACCAAUGUGUCUGCCAGAUUCUGGCUGAUAGAUUGUCGGCAAGUCCAGGAGUCUGUCAACUUCUCCACCCAGGUGUACCGAGAGAUCAUCUGUGUCCCUUACAUGGCCAAGUUUGUCAUCUUUGCCAAGACCCACGAUCCCAUUGAGGCCCGACUGCGCUGCUUCUGCAUGACAGACGACAAGAUCGACAAAACCCUGGAGCAGCAGGAGAACUUCACCGAGGUGGCCCGCAGCCGAGAUGUAGAGGUCCUGGAAGGCAAACCUAUCUAUGCAGACUGCUUUGGAAACCUUGUUCCCCUUACCAAAAGUGGCCAGCACCAUCUCUUCAGCUUCUUUGCCUUCAAGGAGAACAGACUAGCACUCUUCAUCAAAAUCAGAGACAACACUCAGGAGCCGUGUGGCCGUCUGUCCUUUAUGAAAGAACCCAGGAACUAUAGAUCACUCACCCAAAAUGCCAUAUGCAACCUCAACAUCACCCUGCCAUCAUACAGCAAGGAGUCCGAUUCAGACCACGAGCAAGAGGAAGAGACCAGCAGAAUGCUAGAGAAAUAUGAAGAGACGGAGACAUCAGUCCUGAAAUCUGAGCUGAUUCGAGAACCAGACCUCCUAUCCGACGUGUCAGAGAUGAAGCAAGAUUUGAUCAAAAUGACUGCCAUCUUGACUGCAGACUCCACAGAGAAAUCACCUUCCUUAGGAGGGUGUGGUCUAGAGAAAGGGACUGAGGAUGUUUCUGGAGAGCCAUUAGAAAUAAUGGAGAAGGACUUAGAGAAAGUCAAAGAGGACCUAGAGAAAGUCAGCGAGAUACUGAGGAGUGGAACAUAUGAGGGUGAGGCAGCAGAGGAGGCAGCAAAAGCAGCUAGAAUGGCUGAAGAGUGGGUUCUCCUCUCAGACAGUGAGAUUCAGGAGGCCAAAAAGAUGGCAGCUUUAGAAAUUCAAGAGCCUAUCUUACGUGAAAGUAGAGCUAACAGAGGGGCUCCCAGACCCAAAGCCAUAAAGGACAGUGGUGACCUUAAAGAAUACCUCCUGGAUGCACCAGUAAGCUCCAAAAUAAAAGCUAAAAAAGAGCCAGCUGUCCAAGAAAGAUUCACUGAUGUUGUACUACGCAAAAGUUCAAAACCAACCUCUGCAACCAAAGUUCAUGACAAAACAGCUGCUGGUGAAGUUAAAAAGCCAGUCAGAAAGAAGGGGAAAGACCAGGUGCAGGCGGAGGAAUCAACAGAGACAGGUGCACUUUUAAGUGUGCCCACAGCCCCUGCCCCAGCAUCACCUGUGUCCCCAGUGGUUGAAGAAACUCCAAUUGGGUCAAUAAAGGACAAAGUCAAAGCCUUACAACAAAAAGUAGAGGCAGAGCAAAAGAGCAAAAAGGUCACUGGAAGCAAGCCUUCACAAUUGCCUAUUAUGAGCAAACCUUCUCCAAAAGCCAAAGAAAGCCCUAAAUCCAAACAGGUCCCACCUAAAUCCCCCAAAGCUGAAUCUGAAAAGCUUGAGGAGACCAUGUCAGUUAAAGAGUUGAUGCAAGCAUUCCAAACAGGGCAGGACCCCUCAAAGAGAAAGUCUGGGCUAUUUGAGCUCAAAACAUCCACUACAUCAAAAUCAGAGAAAACUGUCCAAUCAAAGUCCAUGACCAAGGCAGUAACCUCACGUGUCUCUCAAGAACGAGAAGUGUCUUUGGAUUCCAAACCUUGCAAGAAAGAGACUACUCCGCAAGAUAGAGAGAAAGAAACCAAGUCAGUCGCUGCCGCCCAUUCAGAGCUAACUGAAACUGUGGACUUUGGAAACGGUGACCUUGAUGAUAGCUCUGACAGCUUAAAACAUGAGGGUGUGGCGGACUCACUAAGUGCCAGUUCUGGAGAUGGAACCCCUCAUCUGAGCUCUGAGGACAGUUACAAACAUGAGGCUCUAGCAACUCCAGGCACAAGCCCAGAAAGUCUGUGUCCUUCUCCCAAAACUGGACAGCAGACCUCUACAACUUCGGCAAUAACUGUCACAACAGUCAAAAUAGAAAGUAAAGACACUGAGAAGUCUGGAGACUCUGGUGUAGAGACCACUGGUGACCAGCUCUCUACAGAAUUGACCCUCCCUGUCUUUUCCAGCGAGGCUGCAGAUGACCACACUACAAGUGAGUCCAUAUCUGUUAAGAGGAGCGAGUCUAAGCCAUCUAAACCUCAAAAGCUAAUAAAGAGAGUUUCAGAAACUGUAGAAACUUUUCUUAGCGAUGACGAGAGCCCUGAUCAUCAGCUAGCUUUGUCUUUAGUUGGUUCUCCAGCCUCUAGAUCCUCUUCUCAGCGUCAUGAAGGCUUAGAGCUGCCUUUAAAACAGGACUCAGAUGCUCUCAGCCCAUUAGCUGAUGACUCUUUGACAAUAAGCCACAGAGACUCUCUAGAGGGUAGUCCUCUCAUGGAAGAAAACUCCUCCGAUAAGUCCCCAGACUCUAUUGAACCUAGCCCAACCAAGGAAUCGCCCCCUCAUGACUCCUUAGAGAGCAGCCCUGUAGAGCAAAAAAACCACCCAUCCUUCCCAUCAGCUAAAGGUGCACCCAGUAAAUCCUCUAGCCAUCCAGAGUCCUCCAAAGCUACAGAAUUUUCCCAAGAUGCUUUGCGUGGUAGGCUGCUUCGAGACCAUGACGCUAGUGCUGAUGAUGACAGUUGUGAGCAGACAUCUCAGAUGACAAGUUCUGGUAAGAGUCCCCUCUCCCCUGAUACUCCUAGUUCUGAAGAGGUAAGUUAUGAGGUAAACCCCAAACCCCCUGACCAUACAUUCCUGUCUGUUCCAUCCAAACCGGCUGUCAUCCCUGAAGACCCAGAAGAAGAGGAUACAUCAGACAGCUAUGAAGCUAAGAGAAAAAUCACUCCAGAGGAGGAGAUGUUUAAGAUGGCAGCCAAAAUAAAAACAUUUGAUGAAAUGGAACAAGACGAAAGGAGCAAAAAGAACUCUAGAAAAGAUUGGUUUUCCUCAGCAGAUGCCAAAGUAGGGGAUGACAGCUAUGAAACAUUAGAGCCCACAAGUCAGAAGCUUUCGCAAAGUGAAUGUGGGCUCAAUAGACCCGCUGAAGAUUCAAAGGUAGCUCUUUUUGUUGAUCUUCAUAUUAAAGUACAACCUCCCUCUCCUUUUUCAGCAGGUUUGCAUGACGGAUCGCACAGCAAAGAUGUCAAGAAAACAACAACAACAACAACAACAACAACAACAGCCAGUGUAACUUCAGAGGGACCUCACUCUGUCUCAGACCAGCACCAUUCAAAAUACAAACUGGAAACUACACAGGAACAAAGAGCCGAGCCAUCUGCUAGAGCUAAUAACAACAGUACUGCCAAAAAGGCUGCUGUAACACCGAACGCUGAAAACAGGACUGAUGAGCAAAAGGAGGAGAGCUUAAGGAAGUCAAAAGAAAGUGAAGGAGAUGAUAAUGGUGCUCAAGAGUUAGGUGUUAGCAAUCUGACUGGUACGCUAAAACAAGGUAGCAAUGUAACAGAUGAAGUAAAAGGAGAUCAAAAAGGGCAUACAGGUGCACCAGAGGCUGGACUCAGUGCAACAGCUGCCACAGGUCAAACAAAGGAAAUGUUCAAACCGGAGGUCUGUAUCUAUGACGACACAGAGGAGGAUGAUGAGGCACUGGAACCUCCCAGAACUGAGUCAAAAGGUGUCACUGCAAGGGUAGACACUGACUCAUGGUCUGCCAUGCGGGAGGAUGAUGCCACUUUUGCAGCUCGUGUCAAAGAGGAGGAACAGAAGAUACUAAAUUUGGUGGUGGACCGUCAGUCUCUGCAAGCAACUCCAGACACAACACCUGGUAGAACACCGACAGAAGAGAGCACUCCUACCAGUGAGCCCAACCCUUUUUUAUUCCAAGAAGGGAAGCUCUUUGAGAUGACCCGAAGUGGUGCUAUUGACAUGACUAAGAGGAGCUAUGAGGAAGAGGGGGGUGGCUUUGCCUUUUUCCAGAUAGGUGAACAGCCUUUAGAGGAGCUUCUCUUAGAAGAGGCCAGAGAGGAAGGCAUGAGGUCGGCAGAAGAACCUGAAGUCGGCCUCAAUCUAACACUGGAGGUUAAAACUGAAGAGACUGAGAAAUCAAAAGAAACAACUGAUUCUCAGCUUCAGUCCUCACCUGAAGGUGAUCAGCCAGCCUCUAAAGCUGAUGCAUCCAAAUCUAAAAUCCCUAAAAUGGGCAUUUCAGCUUCAGCCAAACCUACAAAGAAAGAUCAGACUUCACCUGAAGGUCUAGAAACUAAAACUGACAAAAAUGUAAAUGAAGGAUGCUUAGAUUUAGACACAAGUUCCCCUGACCAAAUGAUAACGAAUGUACAGACAGCAGAAACUACAGUCACUAGAUCAGUUUACUCUGAGCAGGGCCAAGAGUCCUCUGAUUCUUCUCCAGAGGAACCACAGUCAGUGAUAGAAGCACCCAAACCAACAGGCAAGUCCAAACAAAGUGCUUCCAGUAGUGUUAAAAAGACUCCGGUCAAAACACAAGCUAAGUCUGCUCCUCAAGGUCGGGGUAAAUCCACAAUUGCUUCUCCAUCUCAUGCAACCUCCUCCUCAAACACUCUUAAAAAAGAGGCCUCCUUCACUUCUGAGUCUAAAUCUAGAAUUCCCAUCAAGGCUAGUACUCUCAAGCCUGAUUCUACUGUCAAACGUGCUGAAUCUACCCAAAACAAAAAGCUUAAUGUCCCUGUAAAAAAGGAUACAAGGAGAAAAUCUGAGACAGACGCAGGUCCUUCUGUGGAAGUCAAAACCAAGACACCAUCUUCCAAAGCCAAGAGCUUCUGUGAGGGGGAGUCUACCAGGACAUCUGGUAAAAAAGAACAGGGUCGCCCCUUGAGUGCUGAGGCAGCAAAAUCUAAAAGCUUCCAGUCCAGAUUGCCAGUCCGAGGCAAAAGUGGGCAGUCGCCUCAUUCAUCUACACCCACUAAAGAGAAAAGUGAGCCAUGCAAACAGUCCGAGUUCUUCGAAGAGAUAAGUGAUGAAGCAGCAAAACUUGUGGCAAGGUUAGCACAGGCAGAGACAGACAAAGAACAAGAGGCUGACGCCGCCAACUCAGACGAUGAGAGCAGUCUCAUUGAUCCAUCAAUCAUAGAAAGAGAAACUUUCCCUGAGAUGCAGUUCCCUCCCUCAGGAGACGUCUUUCCCAUUAGACCACUGUGGGACGACCCUGUUGAGACACAGAUGCAGCGAAUCCCCGAUGAUAAAGUCCAAAGUCAAGUAGAUCCACAGGAUGAAGCAGAAAGAAAAGAGCAACGGUUGGCCAUUAUAGCUGACCAUUUGGGCUUCAGCUGGACAGAGCUGGCACGAGAACUGGACUUCAGUGAGGAAAGGAUCAACCUGAUAAGGAUUGAAAACCCCAACUCACUUCAAGACCAAAGCCACGCUCUUUUGCAACUCUGGGCAGAGAGGGAGGGAAAACAUGCCACAGAAACAAGCCUGAUCAAAAGACUGACUAAGAUCAACCGAAUGGACAUUGUUCACCUCAUUGAAACUAAGAUAAACAAGUCCACUCAGGAGGAGACAUCAUCACAUACCUAUGCAGAAAUAGAGCAGACCAUAGCACUGGAUCAUAGUGAAGGUUUCUCUGCCCUUCAUGAAGACAUCGACAGCCCCAGGUCAGGCAGGCGUACAGAUGCUACACGUAGGAGUCCAGGCUCAGGACAAGAGGUACCCAUGGUGUCAGCAGAGGACCUGUCUUCCAGUUUGUCAUCACUUCAUGAGACAAUGGGACGAUCAGACACAGGUUCCACUGCAACAGGCCUUCUUAAAAAUUCCCAGAAAGAGAAACUACAAAAAGAGAUGAAGACGGCAUAUUCAUCACAACACGUAUAUGAGGAACUGACAGACACGGUACACACAGGCAAUUUUAAACAAGAGAUAGCUGAGGAGCUAGGGUUGCUGUCCUCUGAUAGCUCAGAGGAGGAGGUGCUGACCACCAGGGUGGUCCGACGCAGAGUUAUCAUACAGGCGGAUAAUCUCCCAGAUAUCCCACCACAGACUGUCACAGAGGAGAAGUACACAGAUGAGCAUGGCAACAUGGUAGUUAAGAAAAUCACACGGAAGGUGAUUCGCAAAUAUGUGUCAGCGGAUGGCAUGGAGACACAGGAAGUGACCAUUGAGGGCUCUCACCAGGAGACGGUGCAGAUCGAGGAGGGAGACGCUGUCUCCAGAGUGGUGAAGAGAACUGUGCUUCACAGUGACGGAGAUCAGAAAGAGUUGACGUUCUCGGAGCCCCUGGCCCUGGGCGCUGCCACCGCAUCAGAGUUCGAGGUGGAGCCAGUGCAAGGUCGAAAGGUCAGCAAGGUUGUCAAGACAACAGUGGUGAGAGGCGAGAGGAUGGAGAAGCAUACUGGAGACCCCUCACUUGCUGCAGAUCUCCCCUCAGCCAGAGAGGACUUUGAGAAGGCAUUGAGUUAUGCUGGAGGCUUUGGGAAAGUACUCCUGCCUCAUGUAGUAGAGAAAGACAUUGUGCAGGACGACGGUUCUGUGGUUAAAAGAAGCCAGAUGCGUAAGUCGCGAACCCAGAAGAGGACUGUGGUGAGGGAUGCCCAGGGGAAGCACGUGCACCUGGAGCGUCUGGACGACCACCCAGACGCCCUGCGGCCCGACGCACUGCAGCAGCACCUGCACCGACUGCUCCAACGCUACUGUGAGAAAAACCAGGAAGAGGAGGAGGAGGAGGGAGGAGACCAGGAGGAGGAGGAGGAGAGCUUUGACUGAGCAGCUGCUUUCACAGAUCCUCUGCCUCCAUCUUAAAGCCUUUAGUGACGUAUGCUUCCUCAGAUCAAGAUGUUCCAGAUCCCCUUCUCCUUGUCCUCGCUGAUCACUGGAUUGAAGUUUGAGGAUUUUUUUGUUGAAUAAAGGAACAGUAUUUUUGUGCUUUAACACUCUUCCUUCCUUCACAUUGUGUUUCAUUUGCUCUUUUUGUGACCAAAGAUAGCACCCUUCAUUUUUGUCGGAAGAUGGUUUUUGUUUCUACCUUUAUGUCUGCUGUGGUGUGAUUACGCUACGACUCACCGAAGGUGGGUCAAAGUCAAAGGGGGCAUCUCGGACGUUUCGCCUCACACACAGGCCUCUUCUUGAAGAACUCUUGUAAACAUUUGUACAUAGGAGACAAAAAAAUCAUGCUUAGACUGGGGGGAAAAGUCCGGAAAAAAAUUCAAAGCAUUUAAUACAUUAGCCCACCUAAACCUGCUGUACAUGCACCGAUUCAGCUGGAGAAUGGCCACCGUACAGAUGAGAUUAAUGUUACAUAGAGAAGAAAUUGGGAGGAGUGAAUGUGUGUAUCAUCAUGGACUCUUUAUACAACCAAACACCGCCCUGCUGACCUGUUUACAAAGGCUGUGUGAUCACACCUUUUGUCUUCCCAUGAUGCAUCUGCCCUUUUAUUUUGUUCGCGUCUGUCCUUCUAAUGCGUGUUGUGCAUUCACAUUUUACAUGUCACAGAGCUGCCACCUCUGUGUGUAUAUACAGCGUGUCUAUGCCGUCUGUGUUUCGCCCUGCAACCUCACACGCGCUGCUUCUCCUCACCUCAAACUGCAGCCGUGCUCAUAUAAUGGUCCUCCAUCGAGCCUUUUAAAGGAAAAGUCUGGCCGCAUUGUUCUUGUCAACAAAUCCCACGUGCGGAGUCGAACCAACAUUGAAUGUAUCUGAUAACAAGUACUGUACGUGUGUGUUCUUCCUCUGUGCCACUGAGCUCCAGCAACUAUUACGACACAUCGGUGAGCCUCACUGUUGCACUGGGUGACAUGUUCCUCCAUCACCAUGGACAUAUUUAGUUAAACGUAGUGGAGAAUGUGCGCCUAACCUGUUUCACAUGUGAAAGUCAGUUGUAAAACGUCAUGGUGAUGUCAUCAGGUUAUCUCAGCUUUGGGGUUGAAGACUAACAGGAAGCCGGUGUAACAAGCUGGAGGGGUGUGUAUCUAGCAGGGAGGGUCUAACAAAGAGAUGCCACUGAGUUGCAUUAUGGGAAAUGUAAUGAUCUUUGGAAUUUGACUCAUACUAAGGGUAAGUAAGUAAAGUUUAUUCAAAAGAGAACCUUUUCACAGAGCACCACAAUAAAUUGUCAUAAUUUACCGUUAUCCCGCAUUGUGGUUCAUAUCAGGGAGAAAAAAGUAUUAUAUUAGAGGAUUUUAGCUCGUCAUUGCUGCCCUGUUGUUUUACCACCAAUUAACAUAUUUUACUUGUCAAUCAUGUGUGAUGCUGCAAAAUCAGUCGCUGUGUGCAGAAACUAUGUUUUGCUUUAUUUACAUGAUGAAACAUUUAGGCUACUUAAUUAGUUCUGUACAUUAGUGGGCUAUCUCAUCAUAAUCUGUUUUUUUCGAUCAUGAAACAAACAUGGCCAAAAGUGACAUGGCUCUAGCUGACGGCAGAGAGGACAUUUCACAAAAAAUGUUUCAUUGCUUCCUGAGUAAUGAAUGAAGUUAAGGCUGUGACUGAUCACUGUAAUUUAUUCUGACUCAGCCCCACAUGCACCGUUACCUCCUGUUAAUUUGACACAGUGAGCCUUUUUAAAAGAUGAAACAAUCUAUUUAUGAUUAGUUUUUAAGGCUUUACAUCUUCAAUAGGAACCGAUGGGCUCGGGGGCUGAGAGCCACAGACGGGGCAGGGAAGUCACAUUGGUGGUUUUGGUCUUUUCAUGGGGUUUGUUGACAAUAAAAAACUACAGAACAACACCAGACUUGUCCUUCAGGUUUAUGGACACCACACAUAACAGAUAUGCUUUGCUUUCAUUGCUGUUGUUCUUGUUAUCACUGCUAUCAGGAUUAAACUUCCACUGACUUCAUCACAUACAUACUUCCUUAUUUAUUUAUUACCGUCCAUUUGUGAUAUCUGUUUACUCCAGCAGUUGAAGCUGAGAGUGGUGUGUGUGUUUGAAUGUGUUCUAAAGCUAAAAGUAAAGACAAAUGAAGACUUUUUUUGCCACCGUAGAUGUAGAGGAUUUGCCGGUUGAAUUGUGUACAGACUGAUGUUUGGUGUUCAUCUACAGACUUUAUCUAUGUAACAAUACGAUCCUCACGUUGCCAUUUAUUUUGAGUGUGAUCCAAUGGAACAAUAAAAGAAAUGUCAAAAAGAGAUCGUUGAUUUGAUAUAUGAGCAUCUUGUUUCCAUGGUGAUAAAAAUAUAUACAUAUUAACAGCGCAAAUAUCUACGCGGGCAUGUAUGACGUUAUCAAAUUAUUACUAAAACGUUAACCUGAAACGCUAACAAGGCAUAGCAGCUGCAGUGUGUACAUGGCGGAACAAUAAAACUGUACAUGUGUCAAA
This is a messenger RNA of Micropterus dolomieu (smallmouth bass), 13164 nucleotides long. It is a transcript of the gene ank2b, whose product is annotated as ankyrin 2b, neuronal. Bases 182 to 10618 code for a protein of 3478 amino acids. The record is from RefSeq and is a predicted model, not a curated record. Gene Ontology annotation, molecular function: protein binding. The transcript has 47 exons. Gene Ontology annotation, cellular component: T-tubule. NCBI's taxonomy places the organism in Eukaryota, Metazoa, Chordata, Actinopteri, Centrarchiformes, Centrarchidae. Gene Ontology annotation, biological process: signal transduction; regulation of cardiac muscle contraction; protein localization to T-tubule.